This is a messenger RNA of Oryzias latipes (Japanese medaka), 1933 nucleotides long. It is a transcript of the gene c17h7orf25, whose product is annotated as chromosome 17 C7orf25 homolog. NCBI's taxonomy places the organism in Eukaryota, Metazoa, Chordata, Actinopteri, Beloniformes, Adrianichthyidae. The record is from RefSeq and is a predicted model, not a curated record.
GUGCGUAUUUUACUUCCUGUUUAACUUCAUGCCAAAUAGAAGAAGCUUCUGACAGUUAGCAUUCGGUUAGCUUUUAAUUGAGGCUAUACGAUCAGCGAACUCCUUUCUGGCGUCACUAUUUAAUGUGUGAUUGAAACAUGUCGCUCCAGGCCACGCUCCACCAGAGAAUAAGCUCCGCCCAGGUGCUGCUGCAGCGGGCAGAACAGCUCUGCGCCGGGGUGGAAGGCCACCAGAAGCUAUGUGGCAAGCUGCGAGCUGAGCUUCGCUUCCUGCGGAAAGUAGAGAAGGGUGAGCUGAAGGUCAAGGAGUCCCACCUCCACAGCACUAACCUGACCCACCUGACAGCCAUCGUAGACUCCGCCCAAAGUCUAGAGGACGUGGUGGCACUGCUGCAUGUCUUCACAUACCAGGACACCUCCGGCUGCCGCCGCACCCUGGUGGUAGAUGUGGUGGCCAAUGGGGGCCACACGUGGGUGAAGGCAGUGGGCAGAAAGGCAGAGGCUCUGCACAACAUCUGGCAGGGGCGGGGCCAGUACGGAGACAAGAGCAUCAUCCUGCAGGCGGAGGACUUCCUGCAGGCCAGCCGUCAGCAGCCCGUCCAAUACCGACACCCCCACAUUGUGUUUGCUUUCUACAACGGAGUGUCCAGCCCCAUGGCUGACCGGCUCAAAGAGAUGGGCGUGUCCGUCCGCGGAGACAUCGUGGCCGUCAACACCAUUGUGCUUGAGGAUCCUCGUGGAGAAGAAGAAGAAGAGGAGGAGGAGGAUGAGGAAGAAGACAUAGAGGAUGACAGCGAGGAAGAGGAGCAGGCAGAGCUGACACGGGUGGACCGCCACACUGUGGUGGCCAGCCUGGCGUUCCCGGCGCAGGUGCAAGUGGAGGAGUGUCAGCGGGUUAACCUGGACAUCACCACGCUCAUCACGUAUGUAUCGUCACUGAGCCACGGCCGCUGCCACUUCACCUUCCGCGAGCCAGUGCUGACCGAGCAGGCAGCUCAGGAGCGCCACCAGCAGGUGCUGCCGCAGCUCGAUGCCUUCAUGGAGGGCAAGGAGCUGUUUGCCUGCCGCGCUGCCGUCCAGGACUUCCAGGUCAUCCUGGAUACGCUUGGGGGGCCCGGUGAGAAGGAACGCGCUCAGAAGCUCCUCGCCCGUCUCCAGGUGGUGGAAGACCAGCCGUCGGAGCGCACGCUACGCCUUACACCCAGCGCCAAAAUCAACCAGCGCUCCCUCAUGAUUUUCGGCACCGGAGACCAGCUGAGAGCUGUCACCAUGACAGCCAACAGCCGCUUCGUUAGAGCAGCAACCAAUCAGGGGGUUCGCUACAGCGUGUUCAUUCACCAGCCCAGAGCUCUGACUGAAGGCAAAGAAUGGAGGGCCACGCCCAUCUGAGGGACAACACCCAUCUGUGGGGCCACGCCCACAAUCAGCAUGAAAGGAUUUAUGAGAGUUUAAGUUUGGAAAAGAUUUCUGUUUAAAUUGACUGAAUGCUGUUUUCUUUUUGAUGAGUCAAAGUGAAUAAACAGGAAGUGACACCUGUGGUGUGCAGGCACUUUAACAAUAAGAGUAUGAAGGAAAUCUUUAAAGACUAAAGUCAAAGAAUGAAACACUCCCUUGAGCAUGUCUUAAGAAAACUGAGAAACUCUGACUAGGCUGAGCCUGAGCUAAAAUCUGAAUUCAGAAAUGCAGACAUGGCUAAGUUCUAACCACGAUGAUUAGAUCGUGACAUAACAGACAGGAGAGGAAAUCAGUGGAGCUCUUUGUGAUAAUACACUAUACAGUGUUUUCUAAAAUAAAAUAAAUUAAAAGUGGCAGCAAAAGGUCAAGCUGAAAAACAAUUAAAUACUGAAUGCAACGUGAUGAAAUUAUACAGAGUUUUCUCUGACAGAAACGGAUGACAAAAAAGAAUCUUUCUGAAUUAGGAAUGAACAAAAAAC